Numida meleagris (helmeted guineafowl) is the source of this 1115-nucleotide messenger RNA. It is a transcript of the gene NEMP1, whose product is annotated as nuclear envelope integral membrane protein 1. Gene Ontology annotation, cellular component: nuclear envelope. The record is from RefSeq and is a predicted model, not a curated record. The transcript is spliced from 7 exons. Lineage: Eukaryota; Metazoa; Chordata; Aves; Galliformes; Numididae. Bases 55 to 1092 code for a protein of 345 amino acids.
CGCCGCCAUCGCCGGGUGGGUGGGGCGGAGGAAGCGGAAGUUGGCGGAGACGCCAUGGCGGGAGGGAUGAAAGCGGUCCCGGGGCGGUGGCGGGUCCCGGGUGCGGUGCUGCUGCUGCUGUUGUUCCUUCUGUCGUUUCCGCUAGGCGGUGCAGGUGUCAGGGAGGUGGUGACCCCACUGCAGGAGGGCUCUGCGUGCUGCCGCAACACCUCGCACCAGUUCUGCUACACCAACGUGCGCAGCCCGUGCUGGGGUGACAUCUGGACCAGGAUGCAGAUCCGGGUGAACAGCAACCACGUGAUCCGCGUCACCCAGGUGGGCAGCGAGGAGGAACUGAGGGAGCUGGAGGAGUCCAAGGUGUGGAACUUCCUCUCCUCCUUCCUGAAGGAGAAGCUGAACAGCACUAACAUCGACGUGGAUCUCUACAGCAACAAAACCUGCCUGAAGGUUGAGCUGCUGGAGAGCGGCACUAAAUACUGCAUCGUGCUGUCCCGCUGGUUUGACCCUAAGCUGUUCCUGGUUUUCUUUCUGGGCCUGUUGUUGUUCUUCUGUGGGGACAUGCUGAGCAGGGGUUGCUGCCAGCGGACUUGUUUGUGCACAGACAUCAUCCCACAAGCUGUGAAAUACCUUGUGCACGUGUGUGAUCUCCGCAGGAGCCAGCUCUUCUUCUACUCAGCUGGGAUAAGCAUUGGCUUGCUGGCCUCGCUGCUCAUCCUCGUCUACGUGAUGUCCAAGGCCAUGCCCAAGAAAAGUCCUGUUUACUUCCUGCUGGUAGGAGGCUGGUCCUUUUCCCUGUACCUGCUUCAGCUGGUCUUCAGGAACCUGCAGGAGAUAUGCAAGUCCUACUGGCAGUACCUGCUAGGUUACCUGCUGCUCAUGGGCUUUGUGAGCUUCGGCGUGUGCUACAGGUACGGCCCGCUGGAGAACGAGCGCAGCAUCAACCUGCUCUCCUGGGCCCUGCAGCUCGUGGGCCUCGUGCUGAUGUAUUUGGGCAUCCAGAUCCGCCCCAUCGCCCUGACCUUGGUGGUCGCCGCUGUUUGCGCCAAGAACGUGGACUACCCCCUGCAGUGGGUUUAUGGUGUCUACAAGUGAGUGUUUGCUGCUGACUCUCAGCU